This is a messenger RNA of Sebastes umbrosus (honeycomb rockfish), 3466 nucleotides long. RefSeq names its product mitochondrial import inner membrane translocase subunit TIM44-like. Gene Ontology annotation, molecular function: protein-folding chaperone binding. Gene Ontology annotation, biological process: protein import into mitochondrial matrix. NCBI's taxonomy places the organism in Eukaryota, Metazoa, Chordata, Actinopteri, Perciformes, Sebastidae. The coding region runs from base 194 to 1537 and encodes 447 amino acids. Gene Ontology annotation, cellular component: mitochondrial inner membrane. The transcript is spliced from 14 exons. The record is from RefSeq and is a predicted model, not a curated record.
AGACAGUUGAGCUUGUGGAUGACAUUAUAAAGAACACAAUGUAUUUUCUGUUUUAGGGUGGAUUUUCCUUUUUAAAGUCGUGCUGACAGCUGGCCCCGCCCCCAGCCCCGUCAGCUCUGCUCCUAUUGGCUGAGCGGGAGGUCAGCUGCUGCAGCAAAGACACACGUGUGUCUCCAAGCAUUUCAAGAUCAAGAUGGCAGCCUCCGUGUGUCGGUGCUACGAGCUGGUUGGCAGACGUGCCUUGGCCCUCUGCUCCCGGCCUAUUGCCUCUUCAGUGUGGAGAGGAGAUGCCUUUACGUUACAUAGGAGCCCAGCUGCAACUGUGCAGGUGCGAUAUGCUUCAGGACGUAAAGGUUUCCUGGGAGAGUUUGUGGAUAAUCUGCGUCAGGAAUUCAGUAAGAAUCAGGAGAUGAAAGAGAACAUAAAGAAGUUCAGAGAAGAGGCCAAGAGGCUUGAUGAGUCCGAUGCUCUCCAAAAAGCCCGCAGGAAAUAUAAAUCUAUAGAGUCUGAGACAGUGAAGACUUCAGAGGUGUUUAAGAAGACCUUUGGCACCCUGUCAGAGACCGUCAAGGAGGGUCUUGAGGAGGUGAGUCGUACUGACAUCGGGAAGAAGAUCAAGGAAAGUGUGGAGGAGGCUGCCAAGACGGCCAUGCAGUCAGCUGAGUCCGUCACCAAAGGAGGAGAAAAACUGGGCAAAACUGGUGCAUUCAGGGCCAUCUCACAGGGUGUGGAGACCAUGAAGAAGGAGAUAGAGGUAGGCGGGGAUGCCGGCCCUUACAGAGCUCCCUCUCAGCUAAGGAAGAGAAGCGAUUUCUCCUCUAAAGGAGCCGACAUGGACUCCAGAGUGUUCGAGGCCAACGAAGAGGAUAUGGGUGUCGUUCUCCACAAGGACUCAAAGUGGUACCAGCAGUGGAGUGACUUCAAGGACAAUAACGCAGUUUUUAACAGAUUCUUUGAGAUGAAGAUGAAAUAUGAUGAAAGUGACAAUGCCGUCGUCAGAGCAUCCAGAGCUGUGACAGACAGAGUCACUGGCUUCCUAGGCGGUCUUUUCUCUAAAACAGAAAUGUCAGAGGUGCUGACUGAGAUUGUGAAGGCUGACCCCACCUUUGACAAAGACUCUUUCCUCAAACAGUGUGAGAAAGACAUCAUCCCGAACAUACUGGAGGCUAUGAUCCGUGGAGAGCUGGAUGUAUUAAAAGACUGGUGCUAUGAAGCUACGUACAGUCAGCUGGCUCACCCCAUCCAGCAGGCCAGAGCGCUGGGGCUGCUCUUCCAGUCCAAAAUCCUUGACAUUGACAACAUAGACCUAGCAAUGGGUAAAAUGAUGGACCAGGGCCCGGUGCUGAUCAUCACCUUCCAGGCUCAGGUCGUCAUGGUGAUCCGCGGCCCCAAAGGAGACCUUGUGGAGGGAGAUCCGGAGAAGGUAAUGAGGAUGAUGUAUGUGUGGGCGUUGUGUCGUGACCAGGAGGAGCUGAACCCCAACGCGGCCUGGAGACUCCUGGACAUCUCCGCCUCCAGCACGGAGCAGGCCCUCUAGGAGGAGGAAGAGGAGCGCAGUGUUUCAGUCCAUCCAUACCAGGCUGGUGGCUAGAUCCAAGAAGAUGGCUGGGAGAAAAUGGACAUGGUACCUGUGACUUUACCCGCUGGCCUCGAGAGGGACACCUGAAGCCUAAAACUAUUUUUAAUGUCACCACUGUCUUUGUCAAAUAAAUGUAAACAGGAAAUUAAAAUUUGGGCAAUGGCAUGGAGCCUUGUUGCAGCAACCAACAUAGCUGAGGACUCCCUUGAAAACGAGAGGGUGCAUCUCAAGGGGGUUUAUCCUCUAAUUAAAAUUACAAUUUUGAAAUUAAAUAAAAUAACUGAGUGGGACAGCACGAGAGUCCUCGUUAAUCAAGGCAAACAUGCUUCAAUUUUACACAUGCAGAUUGGUUGACUUGUCACAAGGAGUCUACUCAGCUUGUGAUAACUAGGGCUGUCCUCGACCAAAUUCUUUGUCAACCAAUCGAGUAGUUGAUUCAAUCGACAGAUCUGUAAAACUGAAGAAUCACACAAAAGUGUUCACCAGAGAUGUGCUCAUAAGUUUCUUGGAAAUGAUUGAGCAUGAAAAAAAGCAUAAAAAACAACUAAAGAAAUCUUAGUCGACUAAGACCAAAAUGACCAAUUAGUCGACUAAUCGACUAGGAGGGGGCAGCUCUAGUGAAAACAGUUGAACAAUGUCAUCUGUUGACUCUGGAGGGAGCUUUCUAAAAUCUGAUAAAAUAGCCCUCAUGAUGUCUCCAGAGUUACCUCAGAUUGGGCUUAAGACUUUACAGAAACCCUGUGUUAUGAAUUUGGUCUGUGGAGAUUGAAAGAAAUUAACAUUUACCAGGCAGGAAGGAUCUAGCGAAAAAUGCCAUUGAGUUGCAUUAUGGGAAACAGGAUCCAGUGUUUUUCAAGCUUAACCCAUAUUAUAGAUUAAAAAUCAAGAUAUCUAAGACUCUGCUGCUACAAUUUCAACCAUUCUUUUUUAAAAUUUGUCUCUUGUGAGUCUCCAAACUUUAUGGAACUGCAAUACUAAAUGGCUGUAAUACAAUCAGUGUAAAUUGUUUCUGCAUGGCUGCGAGGGUCUGUGAGACUUAAUAUUUCAUCAUCUGCCUAAAACCAUGAGGAUCUGCCAACAAACGUGAACACUUUGCCUAUGCAGACACCCAGUGUAAUAUAAACGGAACUAAACGUCUACUGUAUGGAGUAUAUCUGGCCCUUUAAUUACCCUUACACAACAGAGAUCUUUAAUGUUUCUUUAGAGAGAAAAUGGUUGAAGUUUUCUUUUUCUAGACCAAAUUUCCAUGGACCAUUAAAUGAAAUGCAUUCUUAAGGAAUUCUAGCAUUUGCUUCAAAAGUCAGCUGUGGUGGUUUCUGCUUGGAUCCUGCUGGCUUUCACAUCAGAAACGUAUCACAACUUAAAUAGUACAACAGAUAAGAUGACUCAUAUAAUAUAGGAUGUAAUGAGCUGUGUAGUCGGGCCCAUGCUGUCGUGUGUACUGUAGCUCAGAGGGCCCGUGAAACCACAAGCAACUGGAGAAAACACGUCCUUGUGUUUGUAUUUUAAAAGGCAGCAUAUGUUUUCUCAAGUUGCAGUGCGUUGGGCUCCCAGUCACUGUAUAUUCACCCUCAAUAAGAAGAACUGUGUUGUAUCUACAUAUAAGCUCUCAACUCCUUGUAAAUAUAUUAAAUGUGGAGUACUGCUUCUUUGUAAGAUUGACCACAUUCAAAUCAUGUCAUCAUGGCAGCUUUAUUGUUUGAGUAUCAUUUGCCACCUCAUGUUGAACAUUUUUCAGCCGUUUUGUUUUACUAAAAUGUUGGUUUACUGUUGAGUACGUGGUUUUUCAACCCCUUAAGUGCUGAAGAUGAAAACUUGAAUGAAUAAGCACAUUACUGUACCCAUUGUGUUGACUGUUUUUGACAUUUAUACACAUGUGACCACCUA